This is a messenger RNA of Plasmodium cynomolgi strain B, 1209 nucleotides long. RefSeq names its product chorismate synthase. The transcript has 2 exons. Gene Ontology annotation, molecular function: FMN binding; chorismate synthase activity. The record is from RefSeq and is a predicted model, not a curated record. Lineage: Eukaryota; Apicomplexa; Aconoidasida; Haemosporida; Plasmodiidae. Bases 1 to 1209 code for a protein of 402 amino acids. Gene Ontology annotation, biological process: chorismate biosynthetic process; aromatic amino acid biosynthetic process. Gene Ontology annotation, cellular component: cytosol.
AUGAGCACGUAUGGGACCCUGCUGAAGGUCACUUCGUUCGGGGAGAGCCACGGAAAAGCAAUCGGGUGCGUGAUAGAUGGGUUCCUGCCAAACAUAGAAAUAAAUUUUGACUUGAUACAAAAACAACUAAAUAGGAGAAGACCAAAUCAGUCGAAGCUAACGAGUAACCGAAAUGAACAGGACAAAUUAGUUGUCCUUUCCGGUUUUGAUGAAAAUAAAACUUUGGGAACUCCAAUCACUUUUUUAAUUAAUAAUGAAGAUAUAAAAAAAGAAAAUUAUUCCUCAUUCAUAGAUAUUCCAAGACCAGGGCAUGGAGAUUACACAUAUUUUAAAAAAUAUAAUGUUAAAAAUAAAAGUGGGAGUAGUCGUUUUUCUGGCAGAGAAACAGCUACCCGUGUGGCAGCUGGUGCUUGUAUAGAGCAGUGGUUGCACAAUUUUUACCAUUGCACCAUCGUUUGUUAUGUCCAUUCUGUUGGGAAUAUAAGGCUACCUGAGCACAUCAUCAAAAAUUUCGAACGCAACCCCCCCUCGAGGGAUUUAGUCGACACGUAUGGGACUGUCAAGUACGACCAGAGGAGAGGUACAUUCAUCGACUUCUUCGUGAAGGGCAUCGAAUUUGGUAGUGGAUUCGACGGGACGUACAUGCUCGGGUCGGAUCAUAACGAUUUGUUUAGCACGUUGGAUGCAUCAGAGGAGGGGCCUUAUCAGAAGGGGUGUACUCUCACGGAUACGAUUCACAGCAAAAGGGGAGAAAUGACACCAGGGGGGAGUCACUCAGAGGAGGAUACUUUUUUCGAAAAAGAUGACUGCCAUCGAUCGGACCAUCCCUCCAAUCGAUCCCACCCCCGAGUCGACGAAUCGACGCGAGAUACUUCUUCUCCUAGUGGCGAAAAACUGCUAAUCACAACGAGUAACAACUGCGGAGGCAUCUUAGCAGGAAUUACAACAGGGAAUAAUAUUGUCUUUAGAUCGGCCAUAAAGCCAGUAUCUUCCAUACAAAUAGAAAAGGAAACGUGUAAUUUUUUUGGACAAAGGUGCAAACUGAAAGUAACAGGAAUGCAUGACUGCUGCAUUUUGCCGAGACUUCCCCCCAUUAUUGAAGCCUCCACUAGUAUUGUAAUUGGAGAUAUGAUACUUCGGCAAGUGGCUAAGUAUGGCCAUAGCAAGCUUCCCUCUGUGGGGUACCUCUCCCGUUCGAAGAAGGAGUAA